AUGGAGGCCUCGGACUCGGACGUGCGGCUGUGCGGCUACCUGCGCAAGCAGAAGUCCCACCGGCGGCGCUUCUUUGUUCUGCGCUGCGCCAGCGACCGUGGCCCGGCGCGGCUGGAGUACUACGAGAGCGAGAAGAAGUUCCGGGCGCAGCCGCCGCGUCCCAAGCGGGCCAUCCCGCUCAGCAGCGCCCUCAACGUCAACAAGCGGGAGGACGCCCGGCACCGGCACCUGGUGGUCCUCUACGGCCGGCAGGGCACCUUCGGGGUGGCCGCCGAGAGCCCCGAGGAGCAGCAGGCCUGGUACGCCGCCAUGGUGGAGCUGCGCAACAAGGGACUGGGGUCCCCCGGGGGGUCCCCCUCGGACGCGUGCUCGGCCCCGUGCCCCCCGUCCUUCUCGGAGGUGUGGCAGGUGAGCCUCCGCCCGCGGGGCCUGGGCCACUCGCGCCACCUGGCCGGCUCCUACCUGCUGUGCCUGGCCGAGCGGACGGUCAGCUUCCUGCGGCUGAACCCCCCAGAGGCUGAGGCGGGGUCGGCGGCCGGGUCCACGGGGUCGGCGGCCGGGUCGGGCCCUUCCUUGGUGCUGCAGCUGCUGAGCGUCCGGCGCUGCGGCCACUCGGAGAACUACUUCUUCCUGGAGGUGGGCCGCUCGGCUGCCACGGGACCCGGGGAGCUCUGGAUGCAGGUGGAGGACGCGGUGGAGGCCCAGAAGAUGCACGAGACCAUCCUGGAGGCCAUGAAGGCCCUCAGCGACGAGGUCCGCAUGCGCAGCAGCACCGCCAGCACCCCUGGCCCCAAGGCCUUGACCUCCAGCCCCAUCUCGGUGCCCCCCCGGACCUCCAAGGCCGGCCAGGGGUCUCCCUCCGUGGGUCCGAACGUCGCUCCGGCCCUUCUGACCCGGAAGCCCGGCUCCCUGAGCAGCGACUACAGCGCCGUCUCCUCGGACGAAGGGGGGUCCAGCCCUUGCGAGGCGCAGCCCCCCCGGACACCGGACCCCCUCGCAGGGGUGGACUACAUCGCCAUGGCCAAGCGGAGGGACACUCACGGCCAGUGGGGGGCGCGGUCCGAGAGCAACGCGCAGGACCCUCUUUCCGAUCUGGACUACAUCGCGAUGGGCAAGCCGGACGUCGGCAGCGGUCAGCGCUUGGUCAGGUCGGUGUCCGAGAACUGCAAGCGGAACCCGCUUUCCGAUUUGGACUACACCGCCAUGCGCAAAGCGGACGUUGGUAGUGGUCAGCGCUUCAAAGUCCAGUGGGCACAGUCGGGGUCAGAGCAUAACAUGCGCGACCCCCUUUCCGAGCUGGAUUAUAUCGCAAUGGCGAGACUGACCGCUUCCAACGGUCACCACAUGACUCGUUGGGCGUCAGGCAGCAAGCGGGCCUCUUUGCCCCCUUUGGCCUUUGAGAAGGGGACCCCCAACUUGCCCCGGCGCAACACGGCUCCGUCCGCCACGGCCUCGGCCAGCUACCCCGAAGGGCUCAACGUCUACGGCUACAUGGCCAUGCUGCCCGGAGGAGUGACCGCCGCCGAGGACUACGUCCCCAUGACCCCCGGGAGCCUCUCGCCAAUGCAGGAGAACAGUGGGGGCUACAUGGUGAUGACCCCCAAAGGGAGCUGCUCUCCGGACGGGACUGGACCGUGGGGCAAAGUGGCGGGGGGCGACUACGUCAACAUGUCCCCCUCGGGACCCCCGUUCUACUCCCUGCCGCGGUCCUACCGGCCGUGCCCCUUUGUCCCAAGCCGGUUCUCGGGGUCGUCGUCCACCAGCUCCGAGAGCCUGGACGGGGGGCCACUCGCCGGCCCCUUCACGGACCCCCCUCAAAAUGCCGGGGAGUACGUCAGCAUCGAGUACCCCGCCGGCAGCGUUGCGAGCUACGUCACGAUGGACCCCGAGAGCAAGGGUGGCCAUGGGAACCGUCCAAGGGGACCGUCUAGGUGGUCUCGAGGGGGCCCUGAAAGGAGCGGAGCCCCCCUGGCGCAGCCCUCGGACGAGGCCGGGAUGGACCUCAACUACAUCGACUUGGACCUGGUCAAGGAGGCGGUGGGCGCCGGCCCUGCGGAGGAGGAGGAGGAGGAGGCCGCCCCGGGGCACUUGCUGCUCCACGCCUACGCCAGCAUCGACUUCCACCGCUGUGGAGGAUUCCGGGGUAGCCGGGACACGAAAUCCCCGGAAAAGGAUUCUUGACUGUUCCAGAAGGAAGAAAAACUAUCCUGGGGGGAAAAAAACUGCCUUAUUUUCCCCUCUUUAUUUGCAUUCAGGCCAUUUUGCUGCUGCCUCUUUUCCUCCUUUGUGUUUAUUGGGGGGACCCUUUGUGCCUUUGCAGGAAGUGGGGUCUUGUUGCCCCCAAAUGCACCCCAAAACCUAUCCUUUGCACCAAAGAGAGGGCCCUUCGCAUACGCAUCUUGGAAUUUUGCGGGGUCCCUGAACCCCAAAAUUCCCACUCAUUAUAAUAACCCCAUUCUGGAUUUUGGGGUCCCUGAACCCCCCAAAAUUGCCCUCAUUUAAAAUACCACAAUUUUGGAUUUUGAGGGUCCCUGAACCCCAAAACUAUCAUUCAUUUUCCAUUCCGGAUUUGGGGGUCCCUGAACCUCCCAAAUUGCCACUCAUUAAAAUACCACAAUUUUUGAUUUUGGGGCUCCCUGAACCCCAAAACUAUCACUCAUAAUACUCCCAUUCUGGAUUUGGGGGAUCCCUGAACCCCAAAAAUACCACUCGUUAUAAUACCCCCCAAAUUGCCCUCAUUAAAAUACCACAAUUUUGGAUUUUGAGGGUCCCUGAACCCCAAAACUAUCAUUCAUUUUCCAUUCCGGAUUUGGGGGUCCCUGAAUCCCCCAAAUUCCCCUCAUUAAAAUACCACAAUUUUGGAUUUUGGGGCUCCCUGAACCCCAAAACUAUAACUCAUAAUACUCCCAUUCUGGAUUUGGGGGAUCCCUGAACCCCAAAAAACCACUCAUUUUAAUACCCCCCAAAUUAUCCUCAUUGAAAUACCACAAUUUUGGAUUUUGAGGGUCCCUGAACCCCAAAACUAUCAUUCAUUAUCCAUUCUGGAUUUGGGGGUCCCUGAACCUCCCAAAUUGCCCUCAUUAAAAUACCACAAUUUUGGAUUUUGGGGCUCCCUGAACCCCAUAACUAUCAUUCAUUUUCCAUUCCGGAUUUUGGGGUCCCUGAAACCCCCAAAUUGCCCUCAUUAAAAUACCACAAUUUUGGAUUUUGGGGCUCCCUGAAUCCCAACACUAUAACUCAUAAUACUCCCAUUCUGGAUUUGGGGGUUCCUGAACCCCCCAAAUUGCCCUCAUUAAAAUAUCACAAUUUUGGAUUUUGGGGCUCCCUGAACCCCAAAACUAUCACUCGUUAUAAUACCCCCAUUCCGGAUUUGGGGGUCCAAGAAACCCAAAAUUUCCACUCAUCAAAAUAACCUGCAUUUUGGAAUUUGGGGUCCCUGAACCCCAAAACUAUCAACUCACUAUACCAUUUUGGAUUUGGGGGGAUCCCUGUACCCCAAAAUUGCCACUUAUUAAAAUAACGCAGAUUUGCCCCAUUUUGCUGCUCUCAGCCCCAGUGUCCCCCCCCCCCCCUUAAUAAAAGCCUCACCUGCCUUGCAACUGGAUUUUGGGGUCACAGAAAGGGAUUUUGGGGUCCUUGAACCCUGAAAUUGUCACUAAUUAAAUUCCCAGUUUGCAGCUUUUGGCUCAAAUAGGACGAUUUGCAAAUUGUCUCAUUUCAGCUGCAAUAAAACCUUGCAGCUGGACUUUUUUUUUGGGGGGGGGUGUUAUUGAACCCCAAUAUUGUCCUUUAUAAAAAUAACCCAUUUUUAUUCUCAGACAGUUGCAAAUGCCUUUGUCCCACUUCAGCUCUAAUGACCCCCCCCCCCCCCAAAAAAAAAAGCUUUACAUGUCUUGCAAAUGGAUUUUGGGGGGUCCCUGAACCCCAAAAAUGACAUUAAUUGGAAACCUUAAGCCUCUUGCAAUUGGAUUUUGUAAUGAAAUAGAUGACUUUUUUGUCUCUUUUCAACCCUGUCCACUUAAAAUAAAAGCUUCACUUGCUUUGUGGCUGGAUUUGGGGGGGGGGGGGAUUUUGGGGGUCCCAGGAAGAGAUUUGGGGGUUCACCAGCUUUCUUAAUGAGGUUUUUGCAGAAGUCUCAUUUCAUCUCUCAUUUGUCUCCUCCCAAAAAUAAAACCUUUUGCAGAUGGAUUUUUUUUGGGGUGGGGGUGGGGGUCCCUGAACCCCAAAACUAGUCUCCUUAAUUCAAAACCAUUCACAGUUUAACCCUUUGCUGAAGUGCUCCCCGAAACCCACCCUCCUUUAUUUUUCUCUUUCUUGCACUUUGCACAGCCAACCCUUUGGGGAGACCCCUCCCCAAAUUAAAAAAAAAACAAAACCCUUUUUGCUUCUCUGAUAUUUGGAAAAUAAAAACAUUUUAAAAUACA
This is a messenger RNA of Anolis carolinensis (green anole), 4424 nucleotides long. RefSeq names its product insulin receptor substrate 1. Gene Ontology annotation, molecular function: phosphatidylinositol 3-kinase binding; insulin receptor binding. NCBI's taxonomy places the organism in Eukaryota, Metazoa, Chordata, Lepidosauria, Squamata, Anolidae. Gene Ontology annotation, cellular component: plasma membrane; cytosol. Gene Ontology annotation, biological process: insulin receptor signaling pathway. The transcript has 3 exons. Bases 1 to 2181 code for a protein of 726 amino acids. The record is from RefSeq and is a predicted model, not a curated record.